GCGAUCGCGAAAGACGGGUUAUUAAAUAAGUUACCAAUUAUUGUGAUUUUGGGUGCGACUGGUACAGGAAAAUCCAAAUUGGCUUUGGAAGUUGCAAAGCAGUUCAAUGGUGAAAUCAUUAGUGCGGACGCAAUGCAGGUGUACAGGGGAUUGGAUAUAGUGACCAACAAAGUGACAAAGGAGGAACAGAAGGAGGUUCCCCACCAUAUGAUAGACUACCUCGGGCCUGGGGAACCUAUAAAGGUGGUGGACUUCAGGGAUAAGGCGCUCCGAGUAAUAGACGAUCUCCAACAACGCCGCAAAGUCCCGGUGAUCGCCGGGGGAACUUACUACUAUGUGGAGUCCCUCCUGUGGAACUUCCUCAUGGACGCGUCUCCUCCUCCUCAGAAGCGGCCGCGCCUGGAUGUGAGCGGUCUGGGGAACCUGAGCUACCUGAUCGCAGACACAGGUGACAAUGUGAUGGUGGACCCAGUGGAGAAACUGGCUGCAGGAGACAAGGAGAAACUCCACCAAGCUCUGCAGAGUGUGGAUCCUGCAAGAGCAAAUGAGUUGCACCCGAACAACGUCAGGAAAGUUAUCAGGUCUCUUCAGGUGGUACAGUCCACGGGUCGACGUCACAGUGAACUGAUCGAAGAACAGCGUGCUGCUGGCGGAGGCAGCCACGCUGGGCCGCUCAGAUUUCCAAAUUCUGCUAUCCUUUGGAUCACUUGUCAACAGGAUACCCUGGACAGUCGUCUGGACGCUAGGGUAGACAAGAUGGUCACCCAGGGACUGGUAGAAGAGCUACAACAGUUCCACGACGAGUACAACAGACAGAGGAUACAAUCGGACGAAGGAGGUCCACGGACGCCAGCCUACACGCUGGGCAUAUACCAGAGUAUUGGCUUCAAGGAGUUCCACCCUUACCUGAUGCUCGGUGAAGAAGAGAGGAAAGGAAAAGAAGGAAGGAAGCUGUUGGAGGAAGGAGUCAAGUUGAUGAAGAUCGCAACCAGACAAUAUGCAAGAAGACAGGUCAAGUGGAUACGCAAGCGAUUUUUGUGUCGAGGCGAAGAACAGGUUCCUCCUCUAUACACACUGGAUGGCUCGAACCUAGAUCACUGGGAUUCUGAGGUGAAAGAAAAAGCGUUCUCCAUCGUAACUUCCAUCUUGGACGGCAGUUCUUGCCCUGUCUCUCCUGAACCCAUAGAGAAGCCCCAGCUGGUGGAUCACACGCUCAGAAGAUGCGAUGUGUGUGAUCGACUAUUUGAAGGAAUUCAGCAGUUAGAAGGACAUAUGAAGUCGAUGAAGCAUAAACGAAAACUCAAGAAGCUUAGCAGAGAAGAAAACAAAAAGUUACCUACAGAAAAAACCACUGUUGAAACAUCAACAACAAGCAUACCGGAAAAUGUUACUAGUGAUAACACUUAGCCUUAUCCAUCAAAUAAAUUAUUAAAAUCAAAUUUGU
Macrosteles quadrilineatus (aster leafhopper) is the source of this 1444-nucleotide messenger RNA. RefSeq names its product tRNA dimethylallyltransferase-like. Gene Ontology annotation, molecular function: tRNA dimethylallyltransferase activity. Gene Ontology annotation, cellular component: mitochondrion. Gene Ontology annotation, biological process: tRNA modification. The transcript has 8 exons. The record is from RefSeq and is a predicted model, not a curated record. The coding region runs from base 133 to 1407 and encodes 424 amino acids. Lineage: Eukaryota; Metazoa; Arthropoda; Insecta; Hemiptera; Cicadellidae.